GGUCCCUGAGCCUUCCUGACGUCACUGAUGUAAACAAACACGAGCAUCCCUGAGCAGCCGAACACGGUGCAUCUCUACCACCACGCCUCACUCCGCUACAGGACACGACACACGCGCCCUCUCUACAACCCACCUACCACCACCACCCAACAGGAGCUGAGGAAGGCAGAGGCCAGGCAGUAUCCACUCAAGGAAAGCCUACCACUGCCCUGCUGUCCCUGCCACGUGCUCCCCGCCACAAUGCUGCCCACCUUCAAGAAGGCCGUGCAAGCCACGCUCUCCAACUGGCCUGCGUUACAGUUUGCAGUGCAGCAGCAGGCAGGAGGGCCACAGAGUUCAGCCAUAGCAGAGUGGAUGGUGGGAGUCACUGAACAGUACUUCUAUGACAAUGAGUGGCCUUUGUGGCUGUUCUCACCAACAGAAGACCUGGAGGCAGAGGAGGUGGCUGACUACCUGGCAACAAUAAUGGACCAGGAACUCAACACAAUGGUGGAAGAUGAGUCUGAUUUAGAGGUUGGGCAGUGUUUGUGUCGCUUCUACCGGCUGUGUAUGGAGGGGAGUGAUGCACAGGUCUUGGAUGACCUGUCAAAGAUCCCAACAGGCAGUAAGCUGUCCUUCAGAGUCCAGGACCUGUGUGAAGAGGAAGAAGAGUCAGACAAACCCCCUCAACUAGUGGACCGCCUGGGUGCCCUACAGCUGGCCGAGGCACCACCCAGACCUGAGCCAGAGCCUCGGACGGCGGAGCAGCUGAGGGAUGAGGCGGAGGGGUGGACAAUGGUGCAGAGAAGGAAACACAAAUGAUGAUGGUCUUAAUAAAUAGUGUUGGUUGUGGA
Scylla paramamosain (green mud crab) is the source of this 833-nucleotide messenger RNA. Its product is annotated as pre-rRNA-processing protein TSR2 homolog. Lineage: Eukaryota; Metazoa; Arthropoda; Malacostraca; Decapoda; Portunidae. Gene Ontology annotation, biological process: maturation of SSU-rRNA from tricistronic rRNA transcript (SSU-rRNA, 5.8S rRNA, LSU-rRNA). Bases 241 to 801 code for a protein of 186 amino acids. The transcript has 5 exons. Gene Ontology annotation, cellular component: nucleus. The record is from RefSeq and is a predicted model, not a curated record.